Nematolebias whitei (Rio pearlfish) is the source of this 2578-nucleotide messenger RNA. RefSeq names its product CTTNBP2 N-terminal like b (gene cttnbp2nlb). Lineage: Eukaryota; Metazoa; Chordata; Actinopteri; Cyprinodontiformes; Rivulidae. The transcript is spliced from 5 exons. Bases 104 to 1852 code for a protein of 582 amino acids. The record is from RefSeq and is a predicted model, not a curated record.
CCCAGAGAGGCGCCUGUGACAGUGGAGGGCUUUGAUUCAUGGUGUUGUGGAGUCUCAUUUCUGGGCUUUUUGGAGAACAAUUAAAGCGAUCAGACAAGAGCGCAUGAAGGUGGAGAAGAUGAACGUGGAGGCUCUGAGCAGAGCAGAGCUGCUGACUCUCCUCAGUAUUCUGGAGGGGGAACUUGAAGCUCAGGAUGUAGUCAUACACACCCUCAGAGCCCAGCACAGGGGCGCGUUCGUCCAGGAGCGUUACGGACAGUAUGACCUCAGCGAUCCGUUCCUGGCCCUGCAGCGGGACAACGAAGCCGCGGAGCGACAGGACACACUCACGCAGCCUCAAACACAUCUGCAGGGCCGGGCAGUGGGCCCAAACCCUCUGGCUGUGCUGAAACUGGUCAUGACUCACUGCAAGAGGAUGCAGGAGAGGAUGAUGGGACAGUUGGCUGCUGCUGAGAGCAGACACAGGAGGAUGAUAGCAGAUCUGGAGGAGGAGAAGCGGCGGUACGCCCAGGAGACUGCACGGCACGCUGACUUCACCUUCAUGCUGCAAACAGAAAGAGACAAACUGCUGCAGCAGCUAGAGGUGGAGCACGCAACAGCGCAGAAGUUGGAGAAGGAACAAGCGCAGGUGGUGCGCAAGGUGGAGGAGUCACUGUCGCAGCAACAGCAGCUCUCCUCCAAUCUGACCCUGGAGCUGCAGAAGGCCAGCAGCCAGGCUCAGGAGGAGGCCCGGAAGGUCUCCCAACUUCACAAGUCGCUGCAGGAAGAGACGAGCGCUCUCGAGAGGCUCCAGGCGGUUCUCGAGAGCGAGAGGAGCAGAGCAGCCCAGCUGGAGGCCCGGUCCGACAGGCAGCUGGCUGAGUUUGGCGCUGAACGAGAGCAGAUGAAAGCCAGACUCCGAGCAGAGGAGGAGAAGCGCGACGAGCUGGAGAAACAAGUGGAGGAGCUGAAGAGGAGCUUGGCGAACAGGCAAGGAUGGAAAGAAGAUGCAAAGCAAGCUGUGACGGAGACAAGUAAGUCCUCAGGGAUGGUGUCCACCUCUGUUCAGACUGAGCCAGAUGGAAGAAUAAACGUUGCUCUUAAAUCCACGACGGCAUCAAAGGUCAACGGCCUGAACGCUCACAAAGAGAUGGACUCAUCAGCGCACGAGGGGAGAGGAGCAGAAAAUGGAGUGGAGAAUGGUUGUGGAGCACCCCUGCAUUCGCCUCUCCAUCCUCCCCCUCACUCUCCCUCCAGCACAGCUUCAUCCUCCCUCUCCUGCUCCCCCGUUACCUCUCCAGUUCUGGCCAAGCGUCUGGGCAGUCCCAGCUUCCUCCAGUCCGCCUACCAGGCUGGAGUCAAUCAGCGCUUCCAGGCUGCCCGGCACAAGUUCCAGACCCAGGCCGAGUUGGAGCAGCAGCAGCACGGGGGCCCCCUUUCCCCCAGAGACCUCUCCCCAACUACCUGCUCCACCCCUCCACCAGAGCACAGCCCAGUCAAGCAGCUGGCCCGCAACACCGUCACUCAGGUGCUGUCUCGCUUUACCAGCCAGCAGGCCGGAGCCAAGCUGUCACCGGUCAGCAGCUCUCCGUUCGGAACAGAUUACCGCAACAUAACAUCUCCUCCAGGGCCAAGGUCACCUUCAUCAGGGCCGUUAUCUCCAGGCUUUCGCUCCCCUCUGACCCCUCGCUCAGAGAGGACCCACCCGCUGCUUCUAGCCAAGAGGCCCGGCGUGAUGAGCCCAACCCCUGGCUCGCCGAGUCUCUCAGCUCGGACCAGCCUCUUCCCGGAGCUGACGGGGAACUGUGGGCACGGCAGCAACGGGCAGGAGGGCGCCGCGGAGUCGGACCUGGUUUUAUCCUCCAGUAGUUAAUGAGCAAAUUAUAACUGCUUAACAAGGGAGAUGAAAAAUCAGCAGCUACUGUAAUUUUAUCUUUAAACCACCUACAAUCAUGGAGACACCCCCGUGUUGUAACAGCUGCAGAGUCUGCUGCAGUCCUACCUCUAUACCAAACCUGAGAAACUACUAGAAAAGAACUAUUUAAAAAUAUAUAUUCUGGAUUCUUUUACUGAAUUGAGUAUCUUAUUUUAACACUGUUUUAUGUAGAAUUACUCAGAAUACAUUGUUUAGAAUUUAAAUAAUUAUUUUUCAUCAAAUUUUUUGACUAAUGUGCAAAACAAACAGGUCUGUUAAUUGUUUUUCUGUUUGAUAGAAAAGUUAAAGGAAGUUUCUUUGCAGAGCAGUUUUCUUUUCAGCUAAUGCUCAACCAGUCAGUCCAGUUCCAAUAAAAACAGUUUGUUUAAACCAAUACGUUUAAGGCAAUAAGAGUUUAAGCGUGGGGCAAACAUGUUGUCAUUGUUUUACAAAAAAAAAUCAUUAAGAUAUUUCCCCAUGUGUCAUUAUGCAAUUUUUAUGGAGCACUACACUAAUAUUUUACUGCUGUAAAUAUGUUCAGUUUGUGCAUUUCUUUUUAAUGAACGUCGCAUGGAUUUACUGUCAUGAACUCACGAAAAGGGAGCGCACGUUUUGCACUACAUUGCUUUCUCUCGCUUUUGUAAUUCACAAAUGCUUGACUUGUAUUUCACACAAAUCAAAAAU